AUGGCGGCUGUCGACUCGUCCUUGGACGUGAAGCGAUCCGAGGAGAUUAAGGAAGCCGCUAAUCGGGCCUUUCAAGAGCACAAGUUCCUGCGAGCCGUUGAUCUCUACACCGACGCCAUCCAACUGAACGAAUCCAACGCCAUUCUCUGGGCCAAUCGCGCGUUCGCCCACACCAAGAUCGAGGAGUAUGGCAGCGCUGUGGAGGACGCUGCUAAGGCCAUUGAGCUCAACCCCUCCUAUGUCAAGGGCUACUACCGGAGAGGCACAGCAUACCUGGCUAUGGGCAAGUUUAAAGAUGCGCUAAAAGAUUUCAAACAGGCAGCCAAGAUCGCCCCAAGGGACCCAGACGCACGGAAGAAGCUCAAGGAGUGUGAGAAAGCGGUGAGGGAGGAGGCGUUUCAGAAUGCCAUAGCCAGUCCAGACAGCGGGCCUGUGGGCUUCAGGGACUUUGGCGUUGACGUCAGCAGCAUAGACGUGGAGGCGACAUACGAUGGGCCACGCAUGGAGGGCGAGGAGGUGACUCUCUCGUUCGUUCAGAAGAUGAUGGACGCUUUUAAGAACCAGAAGAAGCUUCACAGAAGAUACGCCUAUCAGAUUCUGUUUCACAUACGGGAGCAGCUGCGGGCGCUGCCAUCACUGGUGGACAUUCAGGUGCCCGACGGUCAACAUAUCACAGUCUGUGGAGACAUUCACGGGCAGUUCUUCGACUUGAUGAACAUCUUUGACCUCAACGGCCUGCCGUCAGAGACCAACCCCUAUCUGUUCAACGGGGACUUUGUGGACCGAGGCAGCUUCUCAGUGGAGUGCAUCUUCACUCUCUUCGCCUUCAAGUGCCUCUAUCCCACCGGCCUUUAUCUCGCACGAGGCAACCACGAAUCCCGCAGCAUGAACCGCAUAUACGGCUUCGACGGCGAGGUGAAGGCCAAGUGUGGAGAGCCCAUGGUGGAGCUCUUCGCUGACGUCUUCUGCUGCCUGCCGCUGGCGCAUGUGAUCAGCAGCCGCGUGUUUGUGGUGCAUGGGGGGCUGUUCAGCAAGGAUGGGGUUAGUCUGGACGAUGUGAGAGGCAUCAACCGCUUCCAAGAGCCUCCAGAUGAAGGGCUGAUGUGCGAGGUGCUGUGGAGCGACCCCUUUCACGGGCAGGGGCGCAUGCCCAGCAAGCGAGGCGUGGGCGUGGCCUUUGGCUCUGACGUCACCAAGCGGUUCCUGCAAGACAACAAGCUGGACCUGGUGGUGCGAUCGCAUGAGGUGAAGGAGGAGGGGUACGAGGAGGAGCACGAGGGGCAGUUGAUAACGGUGUUCUCAGCGCCCAACUACUGCGACCAGAUGGGCAACAAGGGCGCCUUCAUUCGCUUCCAAGCGCCCGACCUCAAACCCAACUUCACCACUUACACUGCCGUGCCCCACCCGAAUGUGCGGCCCAUGGCGUAUGCAUCCAACUUCUCCUCGUUCUUCUAG
Molecule: messenger RNA, 1455 nt
Organism: Closterium sp. NIES-65
Lineage: Eukaryota; Viridiplantae; Streptophyta; Zygnematophyceae; Desmidiales; Closteriaceae
Source: the annotation of a GenBank genome assembly